Messenger RNA from Microthlaspi erraticum, 2829 nucleotides. Lineage: Eukaryota; Viridiplantae; Streptophyta; Magnoliopsida; Brassicales; Brassicaceae. The record is from the annotation of a GenBank genome assembly.
AUGAAGCAACUCUGGUCUUUGUUGUCUUUGUUGUUCUUGUCUUGUCUUUUUAUCGGACAAGGACGAACAGAGAAACCAAAAGUCGUCAAAAUCGGUUCAAUAUUCAGUUUCGAUUCAGUAAUCGGCAAAGUCGCUAAGAUCGCGAUUAACGAGGCGGUCAAAGAUGUCAAUUCAAACCCCGACAUCCUCCACGGAACACAUCUCCAAGUCUCAAUGCAAAACUCCAAUUGCAGCGGCUUCAUGGGCAUGGUCGAAGCAUUGAGGUUUAUGGAGAAAGACAUAGUUGGAAUCAUAGGACCACAAUGCUCUGUAGUUGCUCACAUGAUCUCUCACAUGGCUAACGAGCUACGCGUCCCUCUUCUCUCAUUCGCUGUAACCGAUCCCGUGAUGUCACCACUCCAAUUCCCGUACUUCAUCAGGACGACUCAGAGCGACUUAUACCAAAUGGACGCGAUAGCUUCGAUCGUAGACUACUACGGAUGGAAAGAAGUGAUCGCUGUGUUCGUAGACGACGACUACGGAAGAAACGGCGUCGCAUCGCUCAACGACAAGCUCGCGAGCAGGAGACUGAGGAUCACUUACAAGGCCGGUUUACAUCCGGACAACGCUGCGAACAAGAACGAGAUCAUGACCAUACUGAUCAAGAUCAUGCUGCUUCAGCCGAGGAUCAUCGUGAUUCAUGUUUACUCGGAGUUAGGGUUUGCUGUUUUCAAAGAGGCCAAGUAUCUUGGGAUGAUGGGGAACGGUUACGUUUGGAUCGCUACGGAUUGGUUGUCUACGACUCUCGACUCUUCUUCUCCGCUUCCUUCUGAGAGGCUUGAAACGAUUCAGGGAGUUCUUGUGCUUCGUCCGCACACGCCGGACUCGAGGUUGAAACGUGAGUUUUACUCCAGGUGGCCUAAGAUUCGUGACGCUGAUUUGUCUCUUCACGCUUAUGGUUUAUAUGCUUAUGAUUCGGUUAUGCUCUUGGCUCGUGGUUUGGAUAAGUACUUCAAGCACGGAGGGAAGAUCUCUUUCUCGAACGACUCCAUGCUCGAUGCGUUAGGGAAAAGCGGAAACUUAAACUUAGAAGCGAUGACGGUGUUUGACGGUGGAGAGACUCUGCUUAAGGAUAUACUCGGAACGCGUUUUGUUGGUUUAACAGGAGAGGUUCAGUUUACUGCAGACAGGUCUCGGACUAAGCCGGCUUACGAUAUCAUCAACGUGGCUGGAACCGGAGUUCGGUUAAUAGGUUACUGGUCGAAUCAUUCCGGUUUAUCAGUUGUGUCACCUGAGUCGCUGUAUAGAGAUAAGCAGGAGAAUGUGUCGUUUGUUGGGGGUGCGACGAGUCCGAAGCUAAGGCAUGUGCUUUGGCCUGGAGAGACGGUUCAGAAGCCGAGAGGAUGGGUGUUUUCGAACAACGGGAAAGAGCUCAAGAUCGGUGUGCCACGUCGUGUUAGUUACAAGGAGUUUGUGUCGCAGAUUCGUGGGACUGAGAAUAUGUUUAAAGGUUUUUGUAUUGAUGUGUUCACAGCUGCGGUGAAUCUCUUACCGUAUGCGGUUCCGGUUAAGUUUGUUCCUUAUGGAAAUGGAAAGGAGAAUCCGAGCUACACUCAUAUGGUUGAGAUGAUAACAACUGGUAAUUUUGAUGGAGUGGUUGGUGAUGUUGCCAUUGUAACAAACCGGACAAAGAUUGUGGAUUUCACACAACCUUACGCAGCUUCUGGACUAGUUGUUGUUGCUCCGUUCAAGAAACUGAACUCAGGAGCUUGGGCUUUUUUAAGACCUUUUAAUAGACUUAUGUGGGCAGUCACUGCUUGUUGCUUUCUCUUUGUUGGUAUUGUUGUUUGGAUCUUGGAGCAUAGGAUCAACGAUGAGUUCAGAGGCCCUCCUAAGAGACAAUGCGUCACUAUUCUCUGGUUUAGCUUCUCAACCAUGUUCUUUGCACAUAGAGAGAACACAGUAAGUACACUUGGGAGGUUGGUUCUGAUCAUAUGGCUAUUCGUUGUACUAAUAAUCAACUCGAGCUACACGGCUAGUCUCACGUCGAUUCUCACAGUUCAACAGCUCUCCUCACCGAUCAAGGGGAUUGAUAGCCUUAGAGAAAUGGAUGAUCCGAUCGGUUACCAAGUCGGUUCGUUUGCAGAGCGUUAUCUGAGAGACGAGCUCAACAUAUCAGAGACACGGCUCCGUCCACUUGGAUCACCUGAAGCUUACGCCAGGGCUUUGAAAGAUGGACCAAAGAAAGGAGGUGUUGCUGCUAUUGUGGACGAGCGUCCGUAUGUCGAACUCUUCCUCUCUAGCAACUGCGCUUAUAGGAUCGUUGGUCAAGAGUUCACCAAAAGUGGUUGGGGAUUUGCAUUUCCUAGAGACUCUCCUCUAGCGAUUGAUCUGUCGACAGCGAUCUUGGAGCUGGCGGAGAAUGGAGAUCUGCAGAGGAUACAUGACAAGUGGCUGAUGAAGAACGCGUGUACUCUAGAGAACGCGGAGCUUGAAUCGGACAGGCUUCAUCUGAAAAGCUUCUGGGGACUGUUUCUCAUAUGUGGAGUUGCGUGUGUUUUAGCUCUGUUUCUCUACUUUGUUCAGAUCAUCCGUCAGCUUUAUAAUCCAAAGCCUGAAGAGGAUGGUGGUGAUGCCAUUGCGAGAGAGAAUCAUGACUCCUCUUCUUUGCGGUCUACUCGUUUGCAGAGAUUCUUGUCGCUCAUGGAUGAGAAAGAAGACGUGUCUAAAGCGGGAAGCAAGAAGAGAAAGAUCGAUGGAUCAGUGAAGGAUACUUCUGGUUCGGGAUCAAGAAGGUCUCGAGGAUUCGACAGAGAAAGAAGCUUUAAUUCUGUAAAUCCAUUAGACUGA